AUGGAGGCGAAGCCAGCGGACCUCCUGCUCUGUGACAGCCUCAUCCUCUGGUUGCAGACAUUCAAUACUGCUGCACCUUGCAGAAACAUUCAGGACUUGACUAAUGGGGUUGCCAUGGCUCAAGUCCUUCACCAAAUAGAUGUUGCUUGGUUUGAUGCAUCAUGGCUAAAUCGCAUUAAAGAUGAUGUUGGUGACAACUGGAGAAUAAAGUCCAGUAAUCUGAAGAAGGUACUGCAAGGAAUUAUGGACUACUAUCAUGAGUUCUUGGGUCAGCAGAUUUCAGAAGAGCUUAUUCCAGACUUAAACCAGAUAUCUGAGAACUCGGACCCUACUGAAUUGGGCAGGCUGCUGCAGCUUAUUUUAGGUUGUGCAGUCAACUGUGAAAGGAAACAAGAACAUAUACAAAAUAUCAUGACCCUUGAGGAGUCUGUUCAGCAUGUUGUCAUGACAGCCAUUCAAGAGCUUAUGAGCAAGGAAAUAACAGGUCUUUCCACAAGCAAUGCAUCAAGUGAAAUUGAACAGCAGCUUAAAAAAGCUUUGGAAGAUCUUCAGGAGGCACUAGCAGAAAAAGAAGAGUUGGCACAAAGGUGUCAAGAGCUGGAUUUACAGGUGGCUGCCCUCCAGGAUGAGAAAAACAGCUUGAUGUCAGAAAAUGAGAUUAUGAAUGACAGGCUAGAGCAAUUAGAUGACUCUCUUGAUGAUCCAAAUACUGCAGUUGCAAAAAAGUAUUUUCAUGCACAGUUGCAGCUUGAACAACUUCAAGAAGAAAACUUCAGGCUUGAAGCUGCAAAAGAUGAUUAUCGUGUCCAUUGUGAAGACCUAGAGAAACAAUUGAUUGAGCUGCAGCACAGAAAUGAUGAACUAACUUCCUUGGCAGAAGAAUCUAGAGCCUUGAAAGAUGAAAAUGAUAUUCUUAGGAGUACUGCGGACAAGGCAAGUAAGCUAGAAUCCACUGUGGAAGUGUAUCGCAAAAAGCUCCAGGAUCUGAAUGACUUCCGCAGGCAAGUCAAAUCUCUGCAGGAAACCAACAUGAUGUACAUGCACAAUACAGUCAGUCUGGAGGAGGAACUGAAGAAAGCCAAUGCAGCACGGGCCCAGCUAGAGACCUACAAAAGACAGGUCCAGGAGCUUCAUAACAAACUGUCUGAAGAAUCCAAAAGGGCUGAUAAACUGGCCUUUGAAAUGAAGAGACUUGAAGAAAAACAGGAAGCUUUAAUUAAAGAAAAAGAGAGACUGAUAGUACAGUGUGAUGCAUUAAAAGAGACAAAUGAAGAGCUUCGAUAUUCACAGAUGCAGCAGGAUCACCUGAGUCAAACAGAUGCAUAUUGUGACAAAAGCCAUGAGAAUCUUGCUGCUGAAAUUCUGCCAGUAGAAUAUAGAGAAAUGUUUAUUCGGCUGCAGCAUGAAAAUAAGAUGCUCCUAUUGCAACAGGAAGGAUCAGAAAAUGAGCGUAUCACAGAGCUCAAGGAACAGUUGGAGCAAAAGCAUCGGACAGUGAAUGAACUAGAAACUGAGAAAAGGCUAAAUGAAGAACAUAUUGGAGAGUUACAGCAACAGAUUGAAGACCUGCAGAAGACUUUGCAGGAGCAGGGAUCCAAGUCUGAAGGAUCUAGCAACUUGAAACAGAAGCUGGAAGCACACAUGGAAAAAUUGAAUGAAGUUCAUGACGAGUUGCAGAAGAAAGAGGCUGACCUUGCAGAACUCCACCCUGAUGUUAGUCAGAACUCUCAGAAGAUUGGAGAGCUGGAAGCAGCAUUGCGAAAAAAGGAUGAAGAUAUGAAAGCAAUGGAAGAAAGAUAUAAAAUGUACCUUGAGAAAGCAAGAAACGUGAUAAGAACCUUAGACCCCAAGUUAAAUCCGGCAUCGGCAGAAAUUAUGUUGCUCAGAAAACAACUAACAGAGAAAGACAAAAAAAUUGAAGUACUAGAGGCUGAAUACAAACUUGCUAAGUUACGUGAUUAUGAGGAAAAGCUAAUUGUAACUGCAUGGUAUAACAAGAGCCUCACUCUUCAGAAGCUAGGUAUGGAAGCAAGGCUGGUUGGCAGUAGUGGUGACUGCAAAGAUGGACCUGGACGUUCCUUCCUAGCUCAACAACGGCAUGUCACCAAUACCAGAAGGAAUCUCACUGUUAAAGUACCAGGUGCAACAUCGGAUUAAGCCACAAGGACCACGAGGAAAACUCACAUGCUAAAGUGUCCUUAAAUGUUCAAUAGCUUCCACUUUACUUGAUGAAAGAGGAGCUUAGGAUGAUGUGAAUUCAACAUCAGAACCUCUCAAGACAUGAUUUAGUUGAUCAGUGAUGUGUGUAGAAGGUAGCACAUAGUUUUCCAAGCAGGAGUAGAUUUAAUAAUUGCAGAUGUA
Molecule: messenger RNA, 2361 nt
Organism: Indicator indicator
Lineage: Eukaryota; Metazoa; Chordata; Aves; Piciformes; Indicatoridae
Gene: HOOK1
Product: hook microtubule tethering protein 1
Exons: 22
Coding region: 1-2157 (718 amino acids)
Biological process (GO): cytoplasmic microtubule organization; cytoskeleton-dependent intracellular transport
Cellular component (GO): cytoplasm; centrosome
Molecular function (GO): microtubule binding; dynein light intermediate chain binding
Source: RefSeq, a predicted model, not a curated record